Spirodela intermedia is the source of this 2663-nucleotide messenger RNA. Lineage: Eukaryota; Viridiplantae; Streptophyta; Magnoliopsida; Alismatales; Araceae. The record is from the annotation of a GenBank genome assembly.
AUGAUCAACUUCUUCACGAGGAACGGCGUCCGGAGGCUGCUCAAGCGCAAGGACAGCGACGCCGGCGAAAGAGGUAAUCCCUCCCUCCCGUAGUUGGCUUCGGGGCACAUGAAUGUUGGCAGUGGGGGAGAGUCAGCGGCUGCUGGAACCUCCCCUGAUCCGCCCCAAAAGUGGAAAUCACCCCCAUUCACCACCUCCUCCCCUUUUAAAUCAUCUCCUUUAGUUCGUUCUUCGGGGCCUUUUCUUAGUUUCGGCGGCACAGUGCGGCUGCGUUUCGGGGGUGAGCAGAUCAAUGCCUCGCCAUCUCCCGUUUCAUAGUACUGAUCUUGGGUAGAAAUCGCCUCUUUGGCUCUUUCUCUGUUCUUGUCGGCCCCUUAUCCGCGCCAGAUUGGAGGAAUUAGGGUAGAAAUCGACACGAACCAUCUCCAAGCAUCAUAACAGCCCCCCUGGGGCAGGAUGUGGAGGGUGAUUAACCUGAAAGAGUCUUCGAUUCUGGGAUACUUCCGAUGCCCGGAGAAGUUCUCCCUCUCGCAGGACCGCAGCAUGACCUUUCCCGGUGUGGGCGAGCGACGAAGGGAGCAGGAAGCCGCCAUCAAAACCCUAAUGAUGGAAGCUUCCCGCUGCUGUCGAUUGUGAACGGAAAUGCCACCUCCUGAUGAAAAUUCUUCUUUGUUCUUUUAUGUCAAUAUCCUGCAACCAUAAGUCAAUGGAUCAGAAUCGGACGAGGGAUAGAAUUUUGGUCCGUUGACUAGAGUAGACCCACUCGUGUAUGUUACCCACGAUAUUUAAUUUAUUUUAUUAUAUCAUUCUAUGGGCUAUCUUCUCCUACCGGGGGCACUAACUGGGUACCUCCCAAUGUUUGCCUGUAAAAAUCGAGCCUUUGGCAAGAUCUUUAUCUCUUAAUUUUUGACUUGUCCCAUGUGUUGACUUAUGUCCCCUUGUCUGGGUUGCUCGAUCUUUACACCGAUGCAAGUUUUAUGUUCUUGAGAAGGGAUGGAACACUCUUUCUGUGAGUGCUAACUGCCAUCUUCUCUUGCUGGGGUUUCUCUCUCCUCCUCCUCCUGCUCCCAUGGCUCCCUUCCCUGAAGCCAAAGCUCUGAACGAUCUUCGAGCUUCCCUCUUCAGCGAACUCCGGACCUCGGAAGGCGCCAAGCGCCUGCAGCAGCGCGCUUGCAGCCCCACCAUCGCCCUCUCCUUCAACUUUUUCGUCUCCGUCGGCAUCAUCAUGAUGAACAAGCUCGUAAAUCCUCCUCCUCUUCUAUCUCGCUCUCUCUCUCUCUCUCGCUCUCUCUUCUUCUUCUUCUUCUUCUGCAUCAUCUUCCUCUCCCUCUUCUUCUUCUUCUUCAUCAUCUUCCUCUCCUUCUUCUUCUUCUUCUUCAUCAGCAUCAUCAUCAUCACCAUCAUCUUCCUCUCCUUCUUCUUCUUCUUUUUCAUCAUCAGGUUCUGGGCAGAGUGGGCUUCAACUACCCAAUCUUCCUCACCUUCAUCCACUACGUGGUGAGCUGGCUCCUGAUGGGUCUACUCAACGCCGCCUCCCUGCUUCCCUCGCCGCCGCCGGCCAGGGCGACCCCCUUCUCCACCCUCCUGGUUCUCGCCGUCGUCAUGGCCGUCUCCACCGGUCUCGCCAACGUCAGCUUGAAGUACAACAGGUGAAUUCCCCAUACCCCAGUUUUCUCUCACAAGGCUGUCUGCAAAACCAUGAAUGCUUUCUCUUCUAGCGUCGGGUUCUACCAGAUGGCGAAGAUAGCGGUGACCCCCACCAUCGUCCUGGCGGAGUUCAUCCUCUUCCGGAAGACGGUUUCCUUCCACAAGGUGAGUUUCGGAAAUCAUUCAUCUCCUGGUCUUCACCGGAACCCUAAAAUGGGCAGGAGGCGACUCCGCAGGUGGUGGCGCUGACCGUGGUCUCAGCCGGCGUGGCGGUGGCGACCGUCACCGACCUCCAGUUCCAGCUCUUCGGGGCCUGCGUGGCCCUCGCCUGGAUCGUCCCCAGCGCCGCCAACAAGGUGCUCUGGUCCAGCUUGCAGCAGCGCCACAACUGGACUGCCCUUGCGUGAGUUCUUCCCUUCCUCCGCCGCCGCCGGCGAAGAAUGGGCCAUUGUCUGAAGCCACGGGUUCUUUAUCUGAAGUCAGCGACUCCGUUGACUCGGCAGGUUGAUGUGGAAGACGACGCCGAUGACCCUCUUCUUCUUGCUCACCAUGAUCCCGUGGCUCGAUCCCCCCGGUGCCCUCUCCUUCCACUGGAGCGCCGCCAGCUCCUCAGCCAUCCUCCUUUCCGCUCUUCUCGGGUUUCUUUUGCAGUUAUCCGGUGCUCUCGCUCUAGGGUCAGCUCUCUCUCUCUCUCUCUCUAACUCUGUAACUGUCUCUCUCUUCUGUGGAGCAGCUUGGGUGAUUGUUCCCCUGUUUUCCGUUUUCGCAGGGCAACGUCGGCGGUGUCGCACGUCGUUCUGGGGCAGUUCAAGACGUGCGUCGUCCUCCUCGGAGGGUUCCUCUUCUUCGGCUCGAAUCCGGGCGUCUUCAGCAUCGGCGGCGUCGCCGCCGCCCUCGCCGGCAUGUCUGCCUACACGUACCUCUGCUCGCCCGGUAGAUCUCGGGAGGCGCUUUCUUCCCUGCAGAAAUCCCGGCUGGGAAAACCAGGCGGCGCCGACGCCGACGAGAACGUAUGA